Molecule: messenger RNA, 2171 nt
Organism: Theobroma cacao (cacao)
Lineage: Eukaryota; Viridiplantae; Streptophyta; Magnoliopsida; Malvales; Malvaceae
Product: F-box protein At5g07670-like
Biological process (GO): SCF-dependent proteasomal ubiquitin-dependent protein catabolic process
Cellular component (GO): SCF ubiquitin ligase complex
Molecular function (GO): protein binding
Source: RefSeq, a predicted model, not a curated record
CCUGUGUAGGUAAGAACAAAAUUUUCAAAAUAUCCAAUAAAAACAAAAAGCGAGCACCAAAAGCGCCACAAAAAGAAAAAUAAAAUGUUUAUUUUCAAAAAAAUCCGUCCCCACCCCUUCAAGAAAUCCGUUAGCCGCAUCAAAGUCAUAGACUGAACUGUAAGUAAGGAAACUCCCCCAUCGCGUUUCUGUCUUCGGGAGAAGAAAACUGCACAAUUUUCACAGGAAAAGAAAAUCUGAGCAUUGAGAUUGUAAUUUUGUGAAGUAGGCAGAAGAGGAGAAAGGUUAGAGAGCCUGUGGCUGAAGCAGAAACAGAAGCAGAGCAGAAGCAGAGAAGAGGAAGGCAUUGAUUAAAAAACGAUGUCUGUUUUGGAGGAAAACCCAGAUUCGCCAUUGAAGAAGAGACCACCGAGCUGGUCAGACAUUUGGCUCAAAAACACCAAGCCAUUAAAGCAUGUGGUUUUCGCUAUGCAGCUUCAGUCUUUGGCUUCAAAAGACCCCAAAUCUCAAACCCUAAUCCCCAAAUUCGCCAACAUCGACCGAACCCUUCUUUUACCCGACGAACUACUUUUAAAAAUCCUCUCAAGACUACCCAUUUCGCAACGAAACCCAAACUCCCUCGUCUGCAAGCGGUGGCUCAAUCUCCAAGGCCGCCUCGUACGGUCCUUAAAGAUCCUAGAUUGGGACUUUCUCGAAUCAGGUCGGUUGAUCACUAGGUUCCCGAACUUAACCCACGUGGAUUUGCUCAACGGCUGUCUGUUUUCGCCGCGAAAUUCGUGGAUUCUGUUAACACAUCGGAUGGUUAAGAUGCAAACGAGUUCGGAUUUUUGUUCAAAUUGGAAGCUUUUGGAAGCAAGUCUAUUGCCUGUUGAAAUUGUUGAUAGAGGGCUUCAAGCACUUGCCAAUGGCUGCCCAAAUCUUCGGAGACUUGUGCUAAUUAACGCCAGUGAGUUGGGGUUGUUAACUGUGGCUGAAGAAUGUUUGACAUUGCAAGAAUUGGAGUUACACAAGUGUAACGACAACGUUUUACGCGGGAUUGCGGCGUGUGAGAAUUUGCAAAUCCUGAAACUUGUUGGAAACGUUGAUGGACUUUAUAGUUCGUUGGUUUCCGAUAUUGGAUUAACUAUUUUAGCUCAAGGGUGUAAGAGGUUAGUUAAGCUUGAGCUUAGUGGAUGUGAAGGUAGUUUUGAUGGGAUCAAAGCGAUAGGGCAAUGUUGUUUAAUGCUUGAAGAGCUGACUAUUUCUGAUCAUAGAAUGGAUGAUGGAUGGUUGGCUGCAUUGUCUUUUUGUGAGAAUUUGAAGACUUUGAAGUUGUUGUCUUGUAAGAGGAUUGAUUUGAGUCCGGGUCCAGAUGAGUAUUUGGGUUUUUGUCCGGCUCUUGAGCGGCUGCAUUUACAGAAGUGUCAGUUGCGGAGUAAGAAGAGUGUGAGAGCAUUGUUUAGAGUAUGUGAAGCUGUGAGAGAGGUUGUUGUUCAGGACUGCUGGGGAUUUGAUAAUGAUAUGUUCAGCUAUGCAAGUGUUUGCAGGAGAGUAAAAUUCUUAUCAUUAGAAGGAUGCUCAUUGCUGACAACUGGAGGUCUGGAAGCCGUGAUUCUUUCCUGGCAUGAACUUGAAAACCUUAUAGUGGUAUCUUGCAAGAACAUAAAGGAAAGCGACAUCUCUCCUGCACUUGCAACCUUAUUCUCUAUUCUUAAAGAGUUGAGGUGGAGGCCGGAUGCCAAAUCUCUGCUUGCAUCAACUCUUGUAGGAACUGGCAUGGGAAAAAGAGGUGGUAAAUUUUUCAAGAGGACAUGAGGCACGGAAAUUUCUAGCAUCAAAGAUUAGCAAACAUGGUAGUAGAACAUGAGGCACGAUGUACUUCUAACAUCAGAGUAAUUUUUCAGUCACCUUCCUUUCUGUUUAAGACUAACUAGGUUAGCAAGCAGAGAAAAAGGGUCAUCAUGUGACUGCCAAAUAUUGGUGUAGUUUAUUAUGUAAAACACUUAUUCGCAUCCUGGAAUAUGAAUGCCUGUAGACAACAUUAACUUGUUCCUUUUAUCUUCCUUUAUACCUUUUCUCCCACAUCUCUUUAGUAGGGUUUAGCAGUAGGGUCUGUUUUCGAGACGAUGUACCGCAGUUCUGCAGUCUACACGGUUGUAUAUAUUAAUAUUAGUACCAAAAUUUCAGAGGAA